This is a messenger RNA of Patella vulgata (common limpet), 9416 nucleotides long. RefSeq names its product FH1/FH2 domain-containing protein 3. Gene Ontology annotation, molecular function: actin filament binding. Gene Ontology annotation, cellular component: cytoskeleton; cytoplasm. The transcript is spliced from 29 exons. The record is from RefSeq and is a predicted model, not a curated record. The coding region runs from base 454 to 6963 and encodes 2169 amino acids. Lineage: Eukaryota; Metazoa; Mollusca; Gastropoda; Patellidae. Gene Ontology annotation, biological process: cortical actin cytoskeleton organization; actin filament network formation.
UCGAACUUUUUAAAAUUUUUAUUUAAUCUUUUUUCGCUUCCAUAAUUAUUUAUAAGCGAAAUUGAGAGUUUUAAUAUAUCUUUCUUGAAGGUGGCUGGUUGGAUGCUUAUCAGAAAUAUCAAGUAAGAAAUUUGAAACUUCUAUAAAGAACAAACGAGAAGAAAACGUUCAGGUGAAACAUAAUGCAAUAGCCACUAACUCAAACGUCUGCCAUACUGCGCGUGCAAAAACCGCAAUAAGCCACCGGGGGAAAGUGACCGGAAACUGGUUUUGGUGCCAAGGUGGAAGAUAAGCUUCCAGGAACAAGUUUUCAAGAAUGUAGGAGCUACAUGUACAAGCUGGUUAUUUAAGUGAUUGUGAUUAUGUAUCGACGAUCUAAUACUGCUGAUUUGGGAUUUAGUAGAUACAUAACCAUUUUAUCAGAGAAAAUAACGUUUGGGUGAAGGGAAAACAAUGCCUUCCUACGAGAGAGGAUAUGGCGGUUCUGCCAGCUAUGGAGGGCUCCAUGAUAUGGGAACUAGCAAGAAAUAUAACUCACCAAGUUCUGCCUACAACAGUGGUUAUAACCGGGGAUCUUCAUACGGUACCCCGAGCAGAAGUCUUAGUUACGACCCAGGCAGAUAUAACAAUUCUAAUGCCUCCAGUGUAAAGGACAGAAUGAAAAAAUUCGCUGCCGAACCAAAAUCAUAUGAAUAUUCUUCGAAUCGCUAUCCAUCAGUUGAUAGAAGCACGCUAGGGCGUGAUAGAUAUUCGUCUCUUGACCGGGUUUCUAACAGAAGUGGUUAUUUGUCAGAUUACGGUGGAAGUCCACGUUCAUUGGGUUCCUGGGAUCGAACAUCUUCCAAAUCGGGUCGUAGCUACGGGGGUGGGAGUCGCGAGGGUUCUCCAGUGAGUACCAGAUCUUCCAGGUAUGAUUAUAGUAGCAGUGCAUCACCAUAUUCAACAUAUUCAUAUAAAAGUGGUUCAGAUGUAUCACCAGUAACUAAACGUUACGAUAGACAAAAUUCGGGUGGUUUCGACGGCCCUCCUAAGGCAGCUAGUACCCCCAUUGAUAGUACUCCUAAAAGAAGGCCUUCACAGUCGUCGUUUGUGCCAUCUGGAAUCCGUACUCGAGGACCAAUAACAGAUUCAGAAUCAGACGACAGUUCUCCCGAAGCUGAAAAAAGGUUUGGAAAGUUUUUAAUUUGUCGCGGUACAUCACCUAUACCAGAGGAAGGUGAGCAAAAAAAAGAAAAAAACAAAGAGCCAUCAAUAGCCAAAACAAAACGAGUUAAGGCACCCAGCAGACGUGUUUCCGGAAGACGCGGACACAACACAGUUGAUUGUGCAACCCAGACAAAUCUAGAACAACAGCAGCGUAAACCUAGGGGACUACCGAAAAAUUUGGACGAUAACGAAAAUUCUAAUACAUUCUAUAAAUAUCGCGACAAGUUCUUAGCACCAUCAAUCCCCGCAAUGCCCAGUACAAACUUUUCUGGUGGUGGUGGUGGUGGUGGAAGUAGUAGAGGCUUGCGUGGUAGCUAUGGCUCGAAGUCCAGUUACAGGGAUAAAUCUGACGCGCCACAAGAAAAAUCAUCUUGGCGCCAAGCAGUCUAUGGGGAAGCUGCACCAGCAAGACCACCAAUGGAGGACACUGAAACAGACACGCGCAGUAUAGCAAAUGAUGAAGAUGAUCGAAGUAGUCGACUGAGUCGAAGGCGACGCGAACGGGGAGGUGGUGAAGAAUAUGUAAGUGCUGCAGAGGACUUAAGGGGUCAAAGGCGAUCCGGUCCAAGUCGAUCUUCAUCAAGGGAAGAUAUGUUAGAUGAAAGACCUAGGAGAAAAAGACACUCGAGUAAGGAGCUUUUAGACGAAAUGGAACCCGAGGGAAAAGCUGGGCGGGAAAAGCCGCCUCUGACACCAGAAAAUUUGUCAUUAAGGGAAAGUAUUGAAAAGGUUAAGCAGUGGAAGCAACAACUACCAUCACCGACAUAUUAUGAUGACGAAAAUCCUGGAGACAUGCGUCGUCGACCAGGAGUUGGCGCCGAAAGUAAUUUCGAUGGCCGACGUUCUCGCCAAUAUUCACGUUCUGCGUCAAAUGAUAGUAUUUUAGAUGAUGACUAUGACGAAAAGCUUCCAAAUAAAGACUUCAGAAAAUCUAGAUUAAACAAAUCGAACAACGCUUACCCACCCGAUCAAGCUGCUCGUCAGGGAAUGAAAAAAUCUGGCAGUUCCUCAGAAGCCUUUUCCAGAGACGAUUCUCCCAAUAGAAUGCGACAUGGAUCAUCUAGGAUGAAAAGAGAUAGUUCUCGUGAAAGCAUUUUGGACGACAGGCGCAAAUCACGACGUGAAAAUUGGGAGGCAAGUGAUAGUGCGGGUUCACAGUUCGGGUUUAACAAAGAAGAUUCACCAAACAGAAACAGUCGACAUGGUAGAUCUGGUCGCUCAAGUAGACAGGGCUCAAGGGAAGACAUACUGAGCGACCGUGGACAUCCACAACUAGUAAGGCAGAAUUCGGUUGAUGAUCAAUAUCGUCAUGACAACAGAAAACGGCCCCAAUCUAAUGUUUCGAAUGAUUAUUACGAUGAAAAUGAUCGCAACAUGCAACAUUCUGUGUCACAACACUCUCUGGCUUCAAAUGCUACUCUUCCAGAUUUGGUACCGCCGGAAGGUGAUUAUAAUCAAGCGGACAAUACUAAACGAAAUCGAAAACUUAAGAACUCUCGCGCCGGAUUCAUCAGUAAUGUUCAGGACAUUGAUAAUGUGUUAUGCGACGAAGAUAAACAGCGUAGGAGCCAUCAAAAUGGACGCUACAUCCUCGAUUCGCCAGUACCACCACACCCACAUGCCCCUCUUCAACCAUCCCCCGUCCAGUCACCAAGUCCACAGAAUGGCGACCGAUAUGAUUUUAAUCAGUAUGAAGGAAAGAAACAGCGUCCAAGCAGUUAUUCUUUUGAAGCUAAGCAACAAAAGGAUAAAAAUAGAUCGCCUACGAUGCGACAGUCAAAAUCUCAUGAUGACAAACUCAUUGACAUUGACGAUGAACAAAUACAACCGGAAAGAGCUAUUAAGCAAUCAGCGCCAAAGAGCGGAAGAGGCAAACCUUCACCAACAGCGCAGGCCAUGUGGGUCACUUUACAACAGAAGAAAGGUCUCGUCGCUAUAUCAGAUUUCAUUGCACUCUGUGAAAAACCAGCGACACCUAAAGUCAUUGAAGUCCCAGGUAGUUCUGACGACGUCAACUUUAGAGGAUACGCCAAUGGUAACGACAUGUUGGAGAAUCUUGGAAUUGAUGUCAGUAAGUUAGAGGAUUGUGCUCUUCAAAUAUAUCGUUAUCAUAGUGGUGCCUCUCAGGGAGAGUAUGGAACUUAUUUGGAUUUAGAAUCGAGUAUUGAUGAACAAUCAGAGGAACUUGAAGGUUUCCAACAAGAACGAAAGAACACACUUAUUCUUCGAACCCAGCUUACUGUAAGAGUUCAUGCAAUUAUCGAAAAACUUCUAAAUUCAAGUGGAAGAGAUUUAAGAAGAGCAUUAUUUUCAUUGAAACAGAUAUUUCAGGAAGAUAAAGAUCUUGUACAUGAGUUUGUCAAUAAUGAUGGAUUGGAUUGUCUUAUUAAAGUUGGAGCUGAAGCAGAUCAAAAUUACCAGAAUUAUAUACUUCGAGCCUUGGGUCAAGUGAUGUUAUAUAUUGAUGGUAUGGAGGGAGUUAUCAGACACAAUAACACUAUACAGUGGUUAUAUUCCCUACUAGCAGCUAGGGGAAGAUUAGUGGUGAAAACAGCUUUAAAGUUAUUAUUAGUAUUUGUAGAAUAUACAGAAUCGAAUACAAUACAAUUACUGAAAGCUAUAGCUGCUGUAGAUUGUAAAAGAGGUGGUCGUCCUUGGAUCAAUAUUAUCAACAUUCUAGAUGAAAAAGAUGGUAGUGAUUCAGAACUUUUAGUUUAUGCAAUGACUUUAGUUAAUAAGGUUUUGGGAGCUGUUCCAGAUCAAGAUACAUUUUAUGAUAUAACUGAUGCAUUAGAGGAACAUGGUAUGGAGAAAAUUACUCAGAAACAUAUGUCUCGUAAAGGAGCUGAUUUAGAUCUUCUUGCUCAGUUCCAAAGCUAUGAGGCUGCACUAAAACUUGAAGAUGGAGAGGACUGUAGAAAUAUAGGUCAACAAGAAAACCUAAGGCAAGUACCUCGAAUGAAAAGUGGAGAUGAAAGUCGUAAAAGUCGUAGAAGUCUUGGUAGUGGGCAGCAGAAACUUUUAAAAUCUCAAAGUACACCUAUUUUGCCACCACAUAUAGAAGAGUAUGAUCCUGCAGAAGCAUUGCGACAAAAACGGAAAAAGGAUGCAGAUUUCAGAAUACCACCACAAGAAGAAUUAGAAGUUCAACAACCAAGAUCUCGUACCAACAGACGGUCACUUCCAGCAGAUGCACAGGGUCAAGAUCAAUAUUUAAAUGUAACCCGUAGAGAGAGAAGAGAAAGACAGCGAACUCAGAUUAAACUACAGCAGGAGUUAGUUCAAUCUACAGAAGGAGAUCGUUUUUCUAUAGCCAGUACUUCAUCCACUAGUACGACUAGUAGUAGUGGUUCUAAUCAACCAGAGUCUUCAUUAACUACCCCGUCCUUACAUAGUUCACAAAGUGAUUUAGAUGUGUUUGAUGCUUAUCCAAAUAAAGACAUGGGUAUGUCCCAGUUGAAUGAAUCGGGUUAUCAAAGUUUUGAUCAGAAUUCUCUAGACACUAGAAAUAAUAUAGAAAAUGACAAUCAUAAUCGAAAUAAUAAUAGAAAUUACCGUUCUCAUGAAGAGGAAGUGUGUAAUAAUAAGAACCGAUUUGGCGGUGAUGGAAUCUCACAGCGCCGUGAUAGAUUUCAUGAAGAACAAAAUGGACAUAUACCAAAUAAAAAACCAGGUGUUACUAUACAUACUGAUGGAACAGUGUCAGAUGCCAAAAAUCGGUUUGUUAACAAAGAGGAAGAGAGACUUCCAUUGGAAACUGGUCGUCCAGUUGGUGAUUCUACUGGUUUGAUUGGUAAAGCAAUGGAAGGGUUAAAUAAAAAGACACCUUUCACUCCAAAACAACCAGAACCUCAACAGCCUGCUAAAGCACCAGAGCCCAAAAAGACCGAGAGUGACAUGCAGUGGGAGAGAAUUGCUAGAAGAUUAAAGCGACCCCUAAAACUUAAAGAUAUGGACUUUACUGAUCUGAAGGAUGAAGAUGAUCUUGACUUGUUUGAACCGCCUCAGAUGCAAAUGCCCGGUGGAAUGCCACCUCCCCCACCUGGAAUGCCACCACCUCCUCCUCCAGGAAUGCCCGGUAUGCCACCACCUCCUCCACCCAUGAUGCCAGGAAUGGCACCUCCUCCCCCUCCUCCAAUGAUGCCUGGUAUGCCACCACCACCCCCUCCACCAGGUUGCCCAUCUCCAACUCCUCCGCAAACUGGUCCACCACCUCCAGGGGCUAAUCUACCAAAGAGCAAGAAAACAAUCAAAAUAUUUUGGAAGACGAUUCCUGGCGAUGUGACUGUACCAGGUUCAAAGAUCGAAACUAUUUGGAAAGAUCCAGCACCAAUCAAACUAGAUAUUGAAAAAUUGGAACAUUUGUUUGAAACAAGAACCAGUGAACUCAAACAAAAGAAAACUGAUACGUCUGGGAAAAAAGAAAUUACAGUAUUGGAUCCUAAACGUUCAAACGGUAUCAACAUCAGUUUAACGGUACUACCCCCUCCAAGAACUAUCAAAGCUGCUAUAUUGAAGAUGGAUAAUUCUAUUAUGAACAAGGAAAGUAUAGAGAAAAUCCUGAAUAAAUUAUUACCAACAGAAGAAGAGAAACAGUUAAUAUUAGAUGCUCAGAUUGCUAAUCCUGAUAUCCCUCUUGGUACAGCUGAACAGUUCUUAUUAACUUUAUCAUCAAUCAACGAAUUAUAUGCUAGAUUACGUCUCUGGUUGUUUAAACUAGAAUAUGAACAGUUGGAACAGGAAGUAUCUGAACCUCUCAUGGAUCUGAAGAAAGGAAUAGAAGAGUUGUGUGUUAACAAAACUUUUAAAUAUAUUUUAUCAGUUCUACUAGGAAUUGGUAACUUCUUAAACGGUAGUCAGGCUCGUGGUUUUAGUUUAGAUUUCUUAACGAAAGUACCAGAAGUUAAAGAUACAGCUCAUAAACACUCAUUAUUACAUCAUCUAUGUGUUAUGAUAUUAGAACAGUUUCCUGGUACUAGUGAUCUAUAUUCAGAAAUAGGUCCAUUAACACGAUGUUCUAGGGUUGACUGGGAUGAGUUAGAAAAGAAAUUAUUAAAGAUGGAAAGAGAUUGUAAAGCAUCAUGGGAUUACUUACGUGCUAUUGUUAAACAUGAUGGAGCAUCCUCAGAGUUCAAGGGAAAAAUGUUGGUGUUUUUAGCAGAUGCAGCUGAAAGAAUCAUGAUAUUACAAAUAAUUUAUAAACGGGUUUUAAAUAGAUAUCACAAACUUCUAUUAUUCAUGGGACUUCCAGUAUAUGCAGCAAGGGAACAGAAAAUAAAUGCAUUCUGUAAAAUAAUCAGUGAGUUUGCACUUGAAUAUAGAACAACUAGAGAUAAGGUGAUACAACAACAACUCAAGAAAGCCAAUCAGAGAGAGCGUAACAGAACAAGAGGAAAGAUGAUUAAUGAGACUGAGAACUUUUCUAAAUCAAAGGAUGCAAAGACUGAUGAUGCUUUACAUGCUGUAUUAAAGAAUGGGUAUGCUAGUUGUGAUGAACGAGGUUUACCUGGUCAGAGAAUCAGAAGGAAACAUGAUGCUAAAAGUUUAGGUGCAAGUAAAGGAAGUAUUACAACAGAUUCUGAAAUGUAUGAUACUGGUGAUGAUGAAUUGUUAGAAGCUUGUGUCAGAACAGCUACAGGUCAGACCGGUCGAGCACCAAGAGAACGAAGAAGAUCAAGAAGCAAUAGAAAGUCCUGGGAUGUCUUACACGAAAACUUAGAUGAAUUACGAAAUGUCCUUGUUCAAAAAGAGCGGUGAUAUUAUGUGUUGGAGAAUUAUAGAAGGCACAUCCCAAAGAUUUCUGAAAUCUCAGUACGACGUACCUUGAAGGGUGGAUUGACUGUCGCAGAAGUUACAGUGGUUGCUAGUUAUUAGAGAGUUAGAGGAAUGGAUGAAGUUAUCUUUAGCCCUUUUGUUGUCUUUCAUCAGUUACAUCAUUUUUGUUUUUAAAAAGAUUGUUUUUAAAUGCUUAGAAGAAAGUUGUGGACUAAAUUAUAACAGACAUCAGUUUAGUCAUGUGUACAUUAAUGAAUUAUUAUUAUAGAUAAUGAACUAGUCAUGAGACUCUCUGAUAGAUAAUAAGAUGGAAGGUUUUUUUUCUUUGCUCAUUAAAAUCUAUUCUUCCUCUUCUAUAUAUCAGUAAUAAAUCGAUGAUUUGUAUAAUAUACCCUACUACUGCUGAAUUUAUUUUGACUGUGAUAUAAUCAAGGAUGAAUAGAUCUAUUGCACAUUUCCAAGACAUAUUAGAUCUAGUUUUCGAUAAUCCCAGGUAGUAUUGGGCAUAUGUUUUCUGUAGUAAUGUACACAAAAAUAUUCUUAUAUAUUUACCAGUAGGACAAAGAUGUGUUGCAAGUAAAUUACAUUAAAAUAGAGUGGCUCAUUUGAAAUAUUUUAAAAGCACUUUGAUGUUGUUGAAUUUAUUAGUAAAUUUAUUCACAAAUUAUUAUAACUAAUAUCAUACGUUUUACUAUUUUUUGGUAAAUGACACUCUAUGUUAUGGUUAAAUAUCUAGAUUUUAUGUGCCCUGACUAAAACAAAAUUUACAAAAAUUAUCUUUUCUAGAAUCUGUUUAACUGAAUAUGGCCAUUUUAAUUAGUUCUCAAUAGCUACACCUGUUAUCAUUAACACAUCUAUAUUUUUUAAUUUUUCAUUGUAAAUUUUUGUGUGACAAAAAAGGGAAUUGUGGAUAUGGACCAAGUAGAAAAAGGUUUAAAUAACAAUGAUACAUUGACGCAAAAAAAUAAUAUUAAUCAUUAACUAACUAUUUUCUAUACCAUAAGAAUUUGUGCAAUAUUGUGUGGUUAUUUUUAGUCAUUCUUCAUCAUUUAAAACCAUUCGAAUAUUAUUUCAUUUAACUUAAGUUUUCAUAUGCCAUUUAAGUUAUCAAAUAAACAAAUUGUAAAUACACAUUUGUACAGAAUUUAUUAAACUUCACUGUGAAAUAAGCAGUUGUUAAAAUAGUGUAUAGCAUGUAGAUGCAAAGUAAUUUAAAUGUAGGAGAAUAUUUUAAUGCACACCUUAAUUUCUAUAUCAAAUAGAAGUCAAUUAGUACAGCUGAUAUUCCUUUAAAACUAUAAUGGGCUUCAUGAACAGACAAAUACAAAGCCACACCCCACCCAACAAAAAUGGGGUUUGAAGAGAUCAAAAUUAAAAUAUUAUUUCAUUAUCUGAUCUGUACCUAGUCAAAAGUCUUAAUUGUUUUGUUUAAGUCAUCUAGUUUUAAAGAGAAAGGAAGGGUUGCAUGUUCCAUGUUUGAAUAAAUCUAUUUUUAUAAUAUUUAUAGUUUAUAUUUAUAUCUUUUGUAGAAAUACUGUUGAAAACAUAUAGCAAUGCUGUGCCCUAUAUAUUUGACAUUGUUUAAAUCGGUUUUGUAGAAUUAUUAACCAUAAUUAUCCCUGGAAAGUUUUUUGUAUUGUUUAUGUUAAAAAUUAGACUAAAAAAAACAGCUAAUAUUUUAUAUUCAAACCUAUGUUAGCUGUGGCAAAUUUUAGGUAAACGAAUAUCAAUUGAUGUAAUAAAGCAAUAUGACAAACCACAAUAUAUAUAUUAUCUAUGUAAGUAGUUACCAGUUUCUAAUGUGUGCUUGCAUGUUUUAUAAAUUAGCCAAACAUAUAACCCUUCCUGAUUAAAUUUCUCUACAAAACAUUGCAAAUAGAUUUUUGAAACUUUAAGUGGUUGAAACAGUUUGCUUAACUAAGGAAAUGUAACCCUAAAGUGUCUGUCAUACACCUAUUUGUUAUUAAGUAGAUACAAUUACCUUUAUUGUUACAGAUGGUCCAAACCGCCAUAAAGAUUUAUAUCUGAUCUCAUGCUUAUAGUCAAAAUAUAUGUGUAUUAUCAAGAGGCUGAAAGAAAUGUUUUGUUUCAUGUGAUAAAUUAAAAUAUACAGUAUUUACUCAAUUGAAAGGACUUGCUGUCUCUUUUCAUGCUAAAAUAAUAACCAUAAAAAAUUGAAAUCUCGAAUUAUCUCCCUUGACACAUCAAGGGAGAUAAUUUAUAUAACAGGACUCUUGCACUGAUCUAUAUAUUAUACAGAUCAGUGGACUCUUGCCAUAGAAAUCUUAACCAGUGAUGAAGUUCAUCAACCCUGUUAUAUAUAUUUAUAAAUGUAAAUUAUUAUAUUGUAGCAUUGUUUAUAUAUUCUCAUGUUGCCAUAUUUUUGGUAUGCAAAUUUUUAAGCUGAAUUUAAGCAAAUAAAUCUCUAAAAAGAA